Messenger RNA from Rubroshorea leprosula, 3443 nucleotides. NCBI's taxonomy places the organism in Eukaryota, Viridiplantae, Streptophyta, Magnoliopsida, Malvales, Dipterocarpaceae. The record is from the annotation of a GenBank genome assembly.
AGAAGAAGCCCACGAUUUGUCCCAAAUGAUUGUUGAAGAGUUGUCAGGCUCAUUAGAAGCACAUGAGCAGAGAAUGAAUGAGAAACGGACAGAGAAGCCGAUUGAGCAAGCCUUCCAAAGCCAAGUUUCCAUCAAAGGUGAUCAAGGUGGUGAAACAAGUCAAAAGCAUGGUGGUUCUCGUGGUAGAGGACGAGGACGUGGUUUUUACUUCAACAAAGGUCAAGGUGAUCAUAACAACAAUUAUGGAGUAGGUGGUGAUGACCAAGAGAAAUCAAACUUUGGCCAUCGACAGAAUAUAAGAGGUCGUGGUCGUGGUCGUGGUACAGGAAGGUAUGACAAAUCUCAUGUUGAGUGUUAUUCUUGUCAUAAACAUGGUCAUUAUUCAAGUGAGGGCAGAUAUAAGGAGAAUGAUCAAAAGGCUCAUUAUGUACAAGAGGAAGAUGACAGUGAAUAUCAUGCUCUUUUGAUGGUUACAUCAACAAAUGAGGCAUCAAAUUAUCACACAUGGUUUCUUGACACUGGAUGUACUAAUCAUAUGUGCGGUAAGAAGGAGUUCUUUGUUGAUCUUGAUGAGUCGUAUCGAUCCAAGGUCAAAUUUGCAGAUGAAAGCACCGUACCAGUGAUGGGAAAAGGGAGAAUCCUCAUCAAGUUGAAGAAUGGAGAUCAUAAUUAUAUUUCAGAUGUGUUCUAUGUGCCGGAUAUGAAAAGCAAUCUACUUAGCUUGAGUCAAUUGCUGGAAAGGGGUUAUAAUAUGCUCCUAUGUGAUAAUCAACUCUCCAUUUUUGAUGUAAAAGGUACACUUAUUCUUAAGGCUCCUCUAUCAAAAAAUCGUAUGUUUCGAGUUGACAUUGCCAGUGAGGUUUACACUUGCCUUAGUGCUAUUUUAAAAGAUGAUUCUUGGUUAUGGCAUCUUCGUUUUGGUCAUCUAAACUUUCGAAGUUUGAAGUUGCAUGCUCAAAAAAAUAUGGUGAAGGGCUUGCCUAGCAUAAAUCAUCCAGAGCAAUUGUGUGAGGCUUGUACUCUCGGAAAACACAACAGGUUACCAUUUGUGGCUAGAAAGAAUUGGCGUGCAAGAAAGCCAUUAGAACUUGUUCAUUCUAAUGUCUAUGGCCCAAUGAGUGUUACAUCAACUGGUAACAAUAGGUAUUUUCUUACCUUCAUUGAUGAUUUUACUAUAAAAAUUUGGGUCUAUCUUCUGCAAAUUAAGUUUGAAGUUUUGAGUUGUUUUAAGAAGUUUAAGGCUCAUGUUGAAAGACAAAGUGGUCAUUGUAUCCAAAUCUUACGAACUGAUGGUGGGGGUGAAUAUACCUCCAAUGAAUUUCAUGAGUAUUGUGGAGAACAGGGUAUACAACAUCAAGUUACAUGUCCCUACACUCCACAGCACAAUGGAGUUGUAGAGAGGAAGAACAGAACCAUAAUGGACAUGGUGAAGAGCAUCUUAAAGGCCAAGGGAAUGCCAAAUUCUUUUUGGGGUGAAGCUGUUUCCUGUUCUGUUUAUUUGUUAAACAGGUCUCCAACAAGGAGUCUUCAAAAUGUUACUCCCGUAGAAGCAUGGAAUGGUUUCAACCCAAGUGUGAAGCAUCUUAAGGUGUUUGGCUCUAUUGCGUUUACUCAUGUGCCGGCACAAACAAGGACAAAGCUAGAUGAUCGUGGAGAGAAGACCAUCUUUGUUGGCUAUACUCGUGGAGGAUUCAAGCUGUUCAAUCCUGUGACUAAUAAGGUGAUUGUAAAAGAUUCUCAAGUUACAACAACCAAUACUACACCAGAAAAUCCCAUGACACAAACUCUUACUGAAGCUGGAAGACCAAGGAGACAAAGACAACCACCAGUUACUUUACAGGAUUAUGAGGUAACAUCCGAUGAUGCUAUUGAUGAUGAUGGAAAUCUGGUGCACUUUGCCAUGUUUGCAGAUUUAGAACCCAUAUUUUUUGAAGAAGCCAUUCAAGAUCCUAAAUGGGUGAAUGCCAUGCUUGAAGAGAUGAAGGCAAUUGAGAAGAACAACACAUGGGAGCUUACUGACUUACCACAAGAUCAAAAAGCAAUUGAUGUCAAAUGGGUUUUCAAGACAAAGAUGAAGUCCAAUGGAGAGAUUGAAAGACAUAAAGCAAGAUUGGUGGCAAGAGGAUUUGAACAGCGUCCUGGCCAUGAUUAUCAGGAGGCUGGAUUCAAGAAAUGUCCUUCUAAACAUGCUUUAUAUGUGAAGUUUAAUGAAUCUGGUGACAUUUUGAUACUCCGUCUUUAUGUUGAUUAUCUGAUAUUUACAAGCAACAACACCAAAAUGAUUGAAGACUUCAAGAGGUCUAUGUUGCACGAAUUCGAGAUGACGGAUCUUGGUUUAAUGUCUUACUUUCUGGGUAUAGAAGUGAUGCAAAGAGAAGAUGGGAUCUUUAUCUGUCAAAAGAGGUAUGCUUCUGAACUGUUGAGAAGGUUUCACAUGCAUAUUUGCAAUCCAGCAAGAACUCCUGUGGAGGUUGGAACUAAGUUGUUCAAGGAGGGUGAUGAUGCACGUGUUAAUCCCACUUUCUUCAAGCAACUUGUUGGGAGUUUGAGGUAUCUCACAUGCACACGACCUGACAUCUCCUAUGGUGUUGGAUUCAUUAGCAAGUUUAUGGAGUCCCCUCGUCAAUCUCAUUUGCAAGUUGCCAAGAGAAUUAUGAGGUACCUAAAGGGCACUUUUGAUCAUGGUCUAUUUUACUCUUCAUCUAGCAAUUGUGCUCUUGUAGGUUAUUCUGACAAUGAUUGGGGUGGAGACUUAGAUGAUUGUAAAAGCACUACUGGUUAUUGCUUUAAUUUUGGCAGUACAGCUUGUUCAUGGUCAUCAAAAAAGCAGUCGAUUGUUGCACUUUCAACUUGUGAAGCAGAGUAUGUGGCGGCAGCCUCAAGUGCAUGUCAAGCAAUAUGGUUGCAAAGCUUGAAGAAUCAAGUUCGUGUCCCAAUUGAAGAACCUAUGAAGAUCUUUGUUGAUAAUAUUUCAGCUAUUAACUUGGCAAAGAACCUAGUCCACCACGGAAGGAGCAAGCAUAUCGACAUAAGAUUUCAUUAUUUGCGAGACUUAAUUGACAAAAGGGUGAUUGAGUUAAAGUACUGCAAGUUCAAAAAUCAGGUUGCUAAUAUCCUUACUAAACCUUUGAAGAAUGAAGCUUUUGUCAAGUUGAAGAGUAUGAUGGGAAUAUCUGCUCUACCGAAUCAAGAUUAAGGUGGGGAUGUUGGAGUUAAUCUCGAUUUUGAAGCUAAUUGUUUUGAAUGAGUCCUAGUUAGUGGAGUUUAUGUGUCCUACUAUUGUGGUUGCUGAUAGCCACGUUUCCUUAUCUUUAAGUUUCAGUUUGUAGUUGCUAGAAAAUAGGAGUUUAUGCUUUAUUAGCCUAUUAUAAAUAGGCAGUUGUUAUUCAGUUUAAUGUGUAAUCAUCUUUAUCUAUUUCUAGCAAUAGAAGUGCCUUUUUCUU